CAGCCCACCGCCAUUGAUGAUGGCGAUGAAGACGAUGACGAUGAUGCUUUCUUCGCCCAGGCGCCGUCCGACCCCCACCCCUACUCCCAGAGCCCCUUCCACCCCAUCGUCAGCACGUCAAGUCUCAACAGCUGCCCGCCAACUGUCUCCCUGUACCACACGGCCGGUCCCGCCUCACCCCACCACUGGUCCCAGCCCGCUAACCCACCCUUCCGGCCACCCUCACGACCCACUCAACUUCCGUCUGUGUCUCUGUCUUCCAGCUACACAUCUUCCGUACCUCCCCCCCUCUCCCCGCGUUCCUUCCCUCCCCACUCGCUAAGUCCCUCCUCCUCCUCCUCCCAGCCCCCACCCCUCUCCCCCCGCGUCUGCUCUAGAGCGUCGAGCAAUGCCGUCAUAUACACCAGUGUCACCCCGUCGGGCGCCCCACCCCCUCUCUCCCCCCGCACAACCUCGAAACCGACUGUGGUUAGUCCCAAACCACACUGGACCCGCGACAACAACAACAACAACAACAACAGCAGCAGCAACAGUGGCUAUGGUGGCGACACAGUGCACUACGCUACCAUCCAACCCAACGCAAUGGUGACCACAACAUCCAAGAUGGCCGCGGGUUCGAACCCAGUGGCUGCCUCCUCCUCCUCCUUCCUGGAUGACGGGAGUGUGGGGGAGGAGGAGGAGGAAGUCUCCCCACUCAUGUUUGCCGGCUACAUGGGCCCGGAGAACGUCAGCUAUGAGGACCUCAUGCAGUUUGCCCUGGAGAGGUAAUGGACACCCGCCACCCUCCCACCACCUGCUCUCCCGUCUGUGCGUGUGUUUGUGUGUGUGUGUGUGGUUACUGCUCUACAUGAUAGUAGAAGAGCUCUGUCCCUUUGUCCCUCUCUCUCACUCUGGCUUGUUCUUUCUCUCUCUCUCUCUCUCUUUUGCUUAUUCUCUCCUCACCCCAUCCACCACACUCUCCUUCAAGCCCCAUUCCCCCAUACCUUUCCCCUUUAUUUCUCUUUCUCCCUUUCUGACCCAACAUCUAGUCAUUAUGGGGGUGGGGGGCUCUUUCUUUCUUUUUGUUGAGAAUGUAAAAAUCCAACAUCCCAUAGCCAUA
Molecule: messenger RNA, 1099 nt
Organism: Aplysia californica (California sea hare)
Lineage: Eukaryota; Metazoa; Mollusca; Gastropoda; Aplysiida; Aplysiidae
Product: proline-rich receptor-like protein kinase PERK2
Source: RefSeq, a predicted model, not a curated record